Molecule: messenger RNA, 2882 nt
Organism: Chrysoperla carnea
Lineage: Eukaryota; Metazoa; Arthropoda; Insecta; Neuroptera; Chrysopidae
Product: probable aconitate hydratase, mitochondrial
Exons: 5
Coding region: 135-2495 (786 amino acids)
Biological process (GO): tricarboxylic acid cycle
Cellular component (GO): cytosol; mitochondrion
Molecular function (GO): aconitate hydratase activity; 4 iron, 4 sulfur cluster binding
Source: RefSeq, a predicted model, not a curated record
AAGUAUUAUUCAAGUAGAUAUUUGGCUACUAGCGUCGAUGUGUAAUUUGCACCCAACCAUAGUUAAAUAACAUUUUUAAUUUUUUGUAUUUUGUCGGUUUUUCCGACAAUAGAAAUUAACAAACUCCUACGACUAUGGCGUACUGUAUGAGAGUUUUGCAUCGCCACAGUGUUGGAGUAAUCGCCACAGAAUUACAAGCACGAUGUUUCCAUGUAUCACCGUUAGCUUCGGCUGCGGCCAAAGUGGCAAUGAGUAAAUUUGAUACCGAUACCUACUUGCCUUACGAUAAAUUAUCAUCGAAUCUUAAAGUUGUAAAAAAACGAUUAUCACGGCCUUUAACCCUUUCUGAAAAGAUUUUAUAUUCUCAUCUUGAUGAACCUGAUAAGCAAGAAAUUGUCCGAGGAGAAUCAUAUUUACGAUUGCGACCUGAUCGUGUUGCUAUGCAAGAUGCAACCGCUCAGAUGGCUAUGUUACAAUUCAUAUCCAGUGGUUUACCAAAAGUUGCUGUUCCAUCUACCAUCCAUUGUGAUCAUUUAAUCGAAGCCCAAGUUGGUGGAGUUAAAGAUCUUGCCCGCGCAAAAGAUGUAAACAAAGAAGUUUACAGUUUUCUUCAAAGUGCUGGUGCCAAAUAUGGUGUUGGUUUUUGGAAACCUGGCUCUGGUAUUAUCCAUCAAAUUAUUCUUGAAAACUAUGGCUUUCCAGGAUUACUUAUGAUUGGUACAGAUUCGCAUACACCCAAUGGUGGUGGAUUAGGUGGUCUUUGCAUUGGUGUUGGUGGGGCUGAUGCCGUUGAUGUAAUGGCAAAUAUUCCAUGGGAAUUGAAAUGUCCAAAAGUAAUUGGCGUUCAUUUAACUGGAGCACUAAAAGGUUGGACGUCACCCAAAGACAUUAUUCUGAAAGUAGCUGAUAUUUUAACAGUAAAAGGAGGUACUGGUGCUAUUGUUGAGUAUUUUGGACCAGGGGUUGAUAGUAUUUCAUGUACUGGUAUGGCAACUAUUUGUAAUAUGGGAGCCGAAAUUGGUGCAACAACAUCUGUCUUCCCAUAUGGUGUCCGAAUGGCCAAAUACUUAAAUGCAACUGGCCGUGGAGAUAUUGCCGAUGUAGCUCAGCAAUAUAAAGAUCAUCUCUUAACAGCUGAUAAAGAUGCUAACUAUGAUCAAGUUAUUGAACUUAAUUUGGAUACAUUAGAACCCCAUGUAAAUGGACCUUUCACACCUGAUUUAGCGUCACCAAUUAGCAAACUUGGUGCUAAUGCUAAGAAAAACAGUUGGCCAAUGGAUAUUAAAGUAGGUCUAAUUGGUUCAUGUACAAACAGUUCAUAUGAAGAUAUGGGUCGUUGUGCAUCAAUCGCUCAGGAAGCAAUGAAGCAUGGCCUUAAAUCAAAAAUUACCUUUAAUGUAACACCCGGAUCUGAACAAGUUCGUGCUACAAUUGAACGUGAUGGUAUUGCUAAAACUUUAAGAGAUUUUGGUGGUACCGUUUUGGCCAAUGCUUGUGGACCCUGCAUUGGUCAAUGGGAUCGUAAAGAUGUCAAAAAAGGUGACAAAAAUACCAUUGUAACAUCUUAUAAUAGAAAUUUCACUGGUCGUAAUGAUGCCAACCCAGCAACACAUUGCUUUGUUACAAGCCCUGAAUUGGUAACUGCAUUGAGUAUUGCCGGUUCUUUAGAUUUCAAUCCAUUAAAGGACACCUUAAAAGGUGCAGAUGGUAAAGAAUUUAAGUUGUCAGAUCCAUUCGGUGCUGAAUUACCAGUUAAAGGAUUCGACCCUGGUGAGGAUACAUACCAACACCCACCUCCAUCAGGCAGCAAUUUGAAGGUUGAUGUGGAUCCAAAAAGUAAUAGAUUGCAAUUACUUGAACCAUUCGACAAAUGGAAUGGAAAAGAUUUAACCGAUUUAACAGUUUUAAUAAAAGUAAAAGGUAAAUGCACAACCGAUCACAUCAGUGCUGCUGGUCCAUGGCUCAAAUUUCGAGGACAUUUAGAUAAUAUUUCCAAUAACAUGUUUAUUGGUGCCACAAAUAGUGAAAACAAUGAAAUGAAUAAAAUUAAAAAUCAAACUACUGGCGAAUGGGGUACCGUACCAGAUGUAGCUAGAGAUUACAAAAAGAAAGGUAUUGGUUGGGUAGCAAUUGGUGAUGACAAUUACGGUGAAGGAUCAAGUCGAGAACAUGCUGCAUUGGAACCAAGACAUCUUGGUGGACGAGCAAUUAUUGUAAAAUCAUUUGCACGUAUCCAUGAAACUAACUUGAAAAAGCAAGGUCUUUUACCUUUGACAUUUGCCAAUCCAGCUGAUUACGAUAAAAUUCAACCAACCGAUAAGAUUUCAUUACUUGGAUUAAAAGAUUUGGCACCUGCUAAACCAGUUGAUUGUGUUAUUAAACAUGCAAACGGUUCUGAAGAUAAAAUUAAAUUGAACCAUACUUUGAACGAGCAACAAAUUCAAUGGUUCAAGGCUGGAAGUGCUCUUAACUUAAUGAAACAAUUAACAAAAUAAAUGCAAGGAAGUUUAGAAUUUUUAUGAAUGCUUUCUUUUGUACUUGGUCUGGUCUUUCGUCGUAACUUUUAAGUAUUCAAGUUUUCAUAUACAAGAAUAAUAAGAAUAAUAAGUUCAUAUAUAAGAAUAAUAAGACAGUAGAAAACAUAAUUUCGAUUAUUAUGCCAUUAUGUAAAAUCAAGCAAGCAAUCAUUUUUAAAUUAUAAUACACGUACUUAUUAUUACUUCCAAUUUUACUGGCUGGCUUUCUAAAAAUAAUGACGUGAACAAUAAAUAGCAGUGAUAUCUUUGCCAUAGUAGUAGUUCACAAAAACUAUUCUUAUUAAAUAAAGUAUUUUAUUUCUGAGAAAUUCAAUUCGGUAUUAUACUCAAUAAAAACUGUUUUAG